UAUGAUUAAAUAUGCUGCAUAAUGGUGGAAAAUCAGCGCAGAAGUUAUGAUGAGAAACAACAGUUUAUUAACACAAAUGAUUAUAAAAUACAUUAUCAGUCAUUGCUGAUGACUUUAAAUGAAAACUCAGUACUUGCAACUUUCAGAUUUUGUAAACUGUUCAACCAUUUAUUUUUAAUUUGCAUUGCUGUGGGUACUUUUUCUGAGGCCAUCUAAUGAGACAUUACUAGUUGGCAACCUCCGAUCUCCAAUGACCUUUCUAGUGUUAUACUUAAAUCGGGCGAAGAAGGUUUCCAGACACACGUGUAACUCCAGACAAAAUGCCACACAGAUGUUCUGUUCCCCUUUGUAAAGGGAAUUACAAUAAUGGGCCCAAGGUUCAUGUUUUCAGCUUUCCCAAAGAAGAGAAUCUCUGCAGCAUCUGGUUGAGAGCCAUAAAAAGGGAUAGCUUCACACCAACUUCUCACUCAAAGGCACUUCCAUUUGUCCAAAAGGUAUGUGAACUGCACUUUCGUCCGGAGGACAUCGAGUGGGAGACUUCGUUGUUUAAUGAAGAAACUGGGACCAGAUUAACUGCCAAGUUGAAAAGGCCACGACUUCGUGAGGGGGCAAUUCCAAUGAAGAUACCAAACGCUCCUGCUUAUCUGUCAACUGACGUUACAUCUCGAGAGUCCCCAAUUGCUAGAAGGAAGAGAAAGGAAGAGGCAGCAAUCCAGGCUGCAGUUGCAAAAGACAUUGGAGACAAGUUGGAGUACCAGCUCCAAAACAACUUUACAAAUUUGGAUGAACUGGAGACAAAGCUAGGUUUUCUCGACUCUUUUUGGUCAGUAAAAAGGAGAGAAGGGUCCCUGCAAAUAUACAGCAUUUCAGAAUACCCACAUACUAAAAUACAAUCUUCCCUUAUUAUUGACACAGGAUGUGCAGUUAAAGCAUUUAUAAAUAGUGUUGAAGUGCAUAGCUUAGUAGAGUACAAGAUUCCUGCAGUUAUCAAUGAUAUAAAAUCUCUCGAAGAACUUUUACGCCACCUUAAAAACACUGAUUUACAGGAGCAAGCAACUGAUCCAUCUAGAGUCAUUUUUUUGCUACAGUUUGCUAUUACUGUGUUGUCACUUUUGAAGAAUGAGUCAUACAAGUUUUUCAGUACAGUAACAAUGAUAUGUGAACAACUUCACUUGAUGACUCUGAAAAGACCUGAGUAUUCACCAGACUUUCUGAUAUUUUCGUCCCUCCUAUAUAACUGUUCCCCCAAAGGAUAUAACUUUUUGAGGAGUACUAAUUAUAUGAUGUUACCUUGUUAUUCUACUGUAAGGAGACUGACUAUAUCACAAAAUUUAAGUCCUGCAGUUGAACAAAAUGCUAGAACUUUUCUUUUGUAUGUCAAGAAUAAAUUCAAAUAUCUCUCAAAAAGUGACAUAACAGUGACCUUGAUGAUCGAUGAAAUUCAUAUUAAGCCUUAUUAUGACUACAAAGGUGGUAGUAUCGUUGGAUCAGCUUACGACAGAACUGAGGCAGCUACUAGCGCAUUUGUGUUCAUGAUAAAUAGUUUGUUUUCUGGAUUUAAAGAUGUCGUUCACAUUUUGCCAGCAAAAUCUAUGACAGCAGGAAAUUUGUUUACUUUCAUAAAGCAGAUAAUCAUUGGUUUGGAAAAUAUUGGCUUCAGAGUAAUUUGUGUAUUAACAGACAAUAAUGCCAUAAAUCAGAAAGCUAUGUCACACUUCUCUUUACCACCGAAACCUUCAGUUAUGUAUGAACACCCUGCAGAUAACUCCCGCCCUCUUUUUUUCAUGUUUGACUCUGUGCAUUUGCUGAAGUGCAUCAGAAAUAACUGGAUCAAUCAAAGAGAUGCUGAUAAAAACAUGAUUUUUCCUGAGUUUCCCUUUGACAGUACAUUCCACACUGCACCCAAAAUAUGUAAUGCUCCAUUUGCCACUUUGCAUAAAUUACACAAUUUAGAAGCCGAUUCUCUCCUCAGAUAUGCAUACAAACUUACAUCAAAGGCAUUAAAUCCAUCGAGUCUAGAAAGGCAAAACGUCAGCCUUGCCCUACAAAUUUUCAAUGAAUAUGUCAUAGAAGCACUUUUGACAACGGGAAAAGAACACUGUUUGCCAAAUUCUGUUGAUGCAGCUAAUUAUAUUAAAGUCAUUUAUCUCUGGUGGACCAUAAUGAAUGUAAAACAUCCACAUAAAGGUACUCGGCUUCACAAUAAAUAUGCAACUCCACUAACAUAUAAUGUAAAUGACGAGAAGUACAUUUUCCUACAGAAAUUCCAUUCCUGGUUAGAUCUCUGGAAUAAUAUGACUAAAACUGGUGGAAAGUUGAGUAGGGAAACAUUCACUGCCUUAAAACACACAACUAAUGCAAUGAUAGAAAUAACAAAAUACUGUGUAGAAAAAUUAAAAAUGAAAUAUGUCUUACCAGGAAAAUUUCAAACCGAUCAACUUGAAAAUAGAUUUGGUAAAUAA
Macrobrachium nipponense is the source of this 2462-nucleotide messenger RNA. RefSeq lists its product as uncharacterized. Bases 321 to 2462 code for a protein of 713 amino acids. The transcript is spliced from 2 exons. The record is from RefSeq and is a predicted model, not a curated record. NCBI's taxonomy places the organism in Eukaryota, Metazoa, Arthropoda, Malacostraca, Decapoda, Palaemonidae.